UAAUCUGCAAUUUCAAUCCGAUGAAUUGUGACAAAGGCUGUCAGCGUCAGAAUUAGAAAUCGAUACACCAGACGUUCCUCUGGAAUUUUAACCAUCCUUUCCUCCCGCACGUGAAGCUGGCGCGUAGCGCUCCGCCUGCUCCUCGCAGUUUCAGAUGUUUGCCGCGUUGAUGCUGACAGACUAUUGUUGUUGAGUGUCCAUGCGAGACUUGGGGUGAAAACAUGUCUGGCCACUUCUCUGAGAGGAUCGCUGCUAUCAGAGAUGGCAUUUUGGUCCAGCACUUCUUUUUUUACUUCUAAAGUGCCCCGGAAGAUCUUAUUCAUGUUCACCCUCUCCCUUUCUGUCACCUAUUUGUUCUAUAGCUUGAUGAGCUGUUACAACUCCUUCCAGUUCCAGGAGAACUACGUUUAUCAGGCGAGGCUGGUGACAGAGGAAACAACUUUUGUCACGCUAAGGGAAAAACUUUACCCGACUUCUUCCCAGGGCUAUUUCGACGAGGAAAUAAUAGAAAGCUCGGCGACAGAGCAAACUAUCGCCGUCUCGAGUUUGAGAAACAACGCGGGUCUCGAGGAGAGCACGGCGGCAUGGGCGCGAGUUCCGGCGGCUCCGACCAGCAGCGUUUCGGGCUACCAGCACCCGGAAUUCAGCACCACGGACAGCGAGCACCGUAGAGUGGUGAACUGCACCUCGGAUUACGGGGAGAAAAAAUUGCCCCAAGCCAUUAUAAUCGGAGUAAAGAAAGGGGGUACAAGGGCUCUGCUCGAAGCUUUGCGGGUUCAUCCCGAUGUCCGAGCGGUUGGGAAUGAGCCGCACUUCUUUGACAGGAACUACGAGAAAGGUCUGGAUUGGUACAGGGAACUGAUGCCUUCUACUCUGGAGGGCCAGAUCACAAUGGAGAAGACGCCCAGCUAUUUUGUGACAAACAGCGCCCCAAAGAGAAUCCACUCAAUGGCGAGAGACAUUAAGCUAAUCAUAGUGGUGCGCAAUCCAGUGACCAGAGCCAUUUCAGACUAUACUCAGACACUCUCCAAGAGACCAGAGAUUCCCACCUUCGAAGUGCUGGCCUUCAAGAACCGAACACUGGGACUGAUUGAUGCGUCAUGGAGUGCAUUGCGAAUAGGGAUCUAUGCUCUUCACCUGGAGAGCUGGAUGCAGUAUUUCCCCCUCUCGCAGAUGCACUUUGUCAGCGGAGAGAGGCUUAUUGUUGAUCCGGCAGGCGAGAUGGCGAAAGUACAGGAUUUCCUGGGACUCAAGGGAAUUGUUACAGACAAACAUUUCUAUUUUAAUAAAACCAAGGGAUUCCCGUGCUUGAAGAAACCAGAGGACAGCAGUACCCCACGAUGCCUUGGCAAGUCCAAGGGCAGAACUCACCCCAAAAUAGACCCUGAUGUAAUUCGCAGACUGCACAAAUUCUACAAGCCCUUUAACAUGAUGUUCUACCAAAUGACAGGGCAAAACUUUCAAUGGGAAUUGGAGGAGGAUGGUAACUCACCUGGUUUCCGGGACUAAAAGACUACUGCUCCACACCACCAGCCUCCUCACAGCAGUAAAGCCCAUCAUUCCCUCAAACCAUGCCUCGACACGUCAAUCAAUCAUUGCUGUCUUUGCAAAAGUAUGUGUACCUAUAGCAAGAGUACUGAUCUACUCUGUCAACCUCCAAUACCAAUAGUGUUUAUGAUGGCAAACGUUAUUGUA
Myxocyprinus asiaticus (Chinese sucker) is the source of this 1695-nucleotide messenger RNA. Its product is annotated as heparan sulfate glucosamine 3-O-sulfotransferase 4-like. NCBI's taxonomy places the organism in Eukaryota, Metazoa, Chordata, Actinopteri, Cypriniformes, Catostomidae. The transcript is spliced from 2 exons. The record is from RefSeq and is a predicted model, not a curated record. The coding region runs from base 262 to 1509 and encodes 415 amino acids. Gene Ontology annotation, molecular function: [heparan sulfate]-glucosamine 3-sulfotransferase activity.